Messenger RNA from Anthonomus grandis grandis, 864 nucleotides. RefSeq names its product odorant receptor 30a-like. The transcript has 6 exons. Gene Ontology annotation, biological process: detection of chemical stimulus involved in sensory perception of smell; sensory perception of smell. The record is from RefSeq and is a predicted model, not a curated record. Bases 1 to 795 code for a protein of 264 amino acids. NCBI's taxonomy places the organism in Eukaryota, Metazoa, Arthropoda, Insecta, Coleoptera, Curculionidae. Gene Ontology annotation, cellular component: plasma membrane. Gene Ontology annotation, molecular function: olfactory receptor activity; odorant binding.
AUGGUACGUGCGCAACACCACUAUCCUGCGAGAUCUCCAAGCUCAACCCUUGGUAGAUCACCUGACGAAGUUGAAGGACAAAAUGGUUUACUGGGCGACCACACCAACUCGGAAAAACCAAUGAUAUUUAUGGCGUAUUUUCCAUUCGAUCAGGAGGUUCAUUAUAGUACAGCCUUGCUUUGCCAAGCGAUUUCUGUAGUAAUCGCAGCGCUGUACUACUGCCUGACCCAAGUUACAUACAUCACGGCAGUCACUUACGUUAAAAUGGAACUGAAACUGCUGCAGCACCAGUUUAGGGAGUUCGAUCGAUUCAAGAUGGUUUAUAACAUCGUAGAUGACAGGGUUAUGAUGAUUAAGUUGAUUCGACGUCAUCAGUUUAUUAUUAGUUUCACCGCAGACCUAAACAAGUCAUUAAGGCCAAUCUUACUUGUAGAGUUCCUAUUGAGCUCGAUUAACAUUUCCUUUGUAGUUCUACAACUUAUAUCGGGUGAAACAGAAAUGCCUCUACCGUUUACGUUGAAUUACUUAAUUAUAUUGAUAGCGCAGCUCCUUGUGCUGGCUUGGCAUGCUAACGAGAUCACCAUAGAGAGUGUUGGUAUCUCGUAUGCCUUAUGGGAACAUUCCUGGUAUGAAAAAAGCGUAGAAAUCCAAAAGAUGAUGUAUAUGGUCGUGUGUCGGUCUCAUAAACCUUUAAGUUUGACCAUCGGACCGUUCGGUAUCCUCACCACUCAAACAGUAAUAAACGUUAUUAAUGCUGCUUACUCGUAUGUCACCAUUAUGAGAAAUAAUAAUUAAUCUGUGGAAAAUAGACUAUAUAACCUGGACACUAUAAUAGAGGAAAUGGAAUUAGCAGACAACUAUCGG